UGGCUAGAGGACGCUUAGAAGAGCCGGAACCCGGGAGAGAGAGAAGCGAAAUGACAUUUCCUCUUUAAAUAGCUAGAGCCAGGGCUCGGUUGAGAAAUGGCCGCGUCGGCAGAUUUAAAUAAGUCUUCCCCAACACCGAAUGGGAUUCCAUCUUCAGACACAGCCAGCGAUGCCAUGGACCCCUUCCAUGCUUGCAGUAUUCUUAAGCAACUCAAAACAAUGUACGAUGAAGGACAGUUGACAGACAUUGUAGUGGAAGUGGAUCACGGGAAAACAUUUUCCUGUCAUAGAAACGUUCUUGCUGCAAUCAGCCCUUACUUCAGAUCCAUGUUCACUAGUGGCCUUACAGAAAGUACUCAAAAAGAAGUUCGAAUAGUCGGUGUUGAAGCUGAAUCAAUGGAUUUAGUGCUGAACUAUGCUUACACCUCCAGAGUUGUUCUGACAGAGGCCAAUGUUCAAGCCUUGUUCACUGCAGCCAGCAUCUUCCAGAUUCCUUCCAUCCAAGACCAGUGUGCUAAGUAUAUGAUCAGUCAUUUGGACCCACAAAAUUCUAUUGGGGUCUUCAUCUUUGCUGAUCAUUAUGGUCAUCAGGAACUUGGAGAUCGAUCAAAAGAAUAUAUUCGUAAAAAGUUCCUGUGUGUCACCAAAGAACAAGAGUUUCUCCAGUUGACAAAAGACCAACUGAUAAGCAUACUAGACAGUGAUGAUUUAAACGUAGACCGAGAAGAACAUGUUUAUGAAAGCAUUAUAAGGUGGUUUGAACAUGAACAGAAUGAAAGAGAAGUGUACCUUCCAGAAAUUUUUGCCAAAUGCAUACGUUUUCCUCUGAUGGAAGAUACCUUUAUAGAGAAAAUUCCACCUCAGUUUGCACAAGCUAUAGCGAAAAGUUACGUAGAAAAGGGAUCAUCCAGUACCAAUGGCUGUACACAGAGACUUGGAAUGACUGCAUCUGAAAUGAUUAUAUGUUUUGAUGCUGCCCAUAAACACUCAGGAAAGAAGCAAACAGUGCCUUGUCUAGAUAUAGUCACAGGAAGAGUGUUUAAACUAUGCAAACCACCAAAUGAUUUAAGAGAAGUUGGGAUUCUUGUAUCACCAGAUAAUGACAUUUACAUUGCAGGAGGGUAUAGGCCAAGCAGCAGUGAGGUAUCCAUCGACCAUAAGGCAGAAAAUGAUUUCUGGAUGUAUGACCAUUCCACCAAUAGGUGGCUAUCCAAACCCUCCUUGCUUCGAGCCAGAAUAGGCUGCAAACUGGUGCACUGCUGUGGUAAGAUGUAUGCAAUUGGAGGUCGUGUUUAUGAAGGCGAUGGGAGAAACUCACUCAAAUCUGUGGAGUGCUACGACAGCAGAGAGAAUUGCUGGACAACUGUUUGUGCGAUGCCUGUUGCGAUGGAGUUUCACAACGCUGUGGAGUACAAGGAGAAGAUUUAUGUUUUGCAGGGAGAAUUUUUUCUCUUCUAUGAACCUCAAAAAGACUACUGGGGUUUUUUAACCCCCAUGACUGUGCCUAGAAUCCAGGGCUUAGCAGCUGUAUACAAGGACUCUAUAUACUACAUAGCUGGAACCUGUGGAAAUCACCAACGUAUGUUUACUGUAGAAGCCUAUGACAUUGAGCUAAAUAAAUGGACUCGCAAGAAGGACUUUCCAUGUGAUGAGUCCAUAAAUCCAUACCUUAAACUGGUACUUUUCCAGAAUAAACUCCAUUUAUUUGUUCGAGCUACUCAAGUGACCGUUGAAGAACAUGUCUUCAGAACCAGCAGAAAAAAUUCCCUUUACCAAUAUGAUGACAUUGCUGACCAAUGGAUGAAAGUGUAUGAGACCCCAGAUAGACUCUGGGACCUUGGCCGGCAUUUUGAAUGUGCUGUGGCUAAACUCUAUCCUCAGUGUCUUCAGAAAGUACUUUAAUGAGGAGCAGGCCUUAGUGAGCUCACUGGCAUCUUGUAUUUGAGGAAACCUAGUCUUUCAAUGAUACAAGAAGUGCUGUCAGUAUUCAAGAAAGCUGAGAGAGUUUGUAAACAGAAAUGGGUGCUCUUUAAGAUUACAGUGUAGGAACAGAUUACUUUUCAUCCUUGUGAUGUUUUCAUUUCAGUAAGCAAAAGGUAACAAAGUGCAAUUAUCAGCAUUUUUUUUUUCUGGUAUAAAAGUAAUAUUAUUUUAGAAUUUUGUGAAAAGUGGUCACUGAGAGAGGUAACUAUGCACUCUGCUAAGAACCUUUAGGAUAUUAUUGGUUAGAGACAUCCAAACUAGUUUGAUGUGACUUUUUGUUUUAAAUACGGGUAAAAAUCUGAGGCAAUAUCACUAGAACUUUAGCUGUGACCUCUCUAAUGCAGAGAAGUACUAACUUAGAUCCUCAUUCUUAAUAUAUAGAUAUAUAUAUAUAUAGAUAGAUAGAUAUAUUUGUGUACUGUUUUCAAGUGUACUGAGAUUUAAGUGUGUUUUGUUAUUAGAGUAGAUUGAAAGGAAAGCAGAUCAGUCUCAGAAAGAACAUUUAGUUUGAUUCAUAUUUUUCUGUGUAACUUUAAGUUAAGCUAAAGUUUUAAAGUAGCAGUUUUCUGUUGAUAAGCUUUAUAAGUGCUAACACUGUCUCAUUUUUUAAAAUCCCAAAAAGGGCUCGAAUUCACAGGUAGCUGGUGCUAGUAUAAAUUAGUUCAUGUGCAUAGCUAGGCAGAUUUAAAUUGUCUGAGCCUACACUUAUCUUCAAAUUGGGAUGUUGAUUUUGUGGCCAUAAUAGAUUACCUGUUGAAUUCUUGUGAUUUUACAAGAUUCUCUACUCACAAGAUAUGGCCAGUUAUUGGUCUAACUGGACUCAGUCUUAGAAUAGUGAAACCAUUAUUCUUAGUUUGCACUAACACGGGUCAUUUUGUUGCUUGACCUCCUUCCUUGUCUCUACCUAUCCAUUCAUUUUGGUACAUUGAAAAGUAACUCAUUUUUCUUCUGCACAGAACAUAAUGUGAAGUUUUACAGCUACUUUUAAAAUUCUGUUUUUCAGAAACAUAAAACUCCUUCCAUGGCCUGAUUUAAUGGCUUUUACAUUAUAUAUGACAAUUGAAACCUCAUUUUUUUUCAUUUUUUUGCACUUAACAUUGAUGGAUAUUUUCAUAUUGAAAACCCUGUCUAGCUGAAGUUGACUGAGAAGGUAAAGAAUGUCAGAACCAUAGCAUUUUAGGUACUAAAUCGUUUUUCAUAGAUAACUGGUGAAUUCCUAAUAAUAAGUUAGGAAUAUUAACAUAAAGUACAAACCAAUUGAUAUGUAAUACCUAAGGCAGAUAUUUGAACUAGUAACUUAUUUUUUACUAUGCCUAGAAUAAUUGAUAAAGACUGUAAGUAUAGCCUAGAGUCUGUCCUAAACUAGAACAUUUUGAUUCUCUUAAAGAAAACAAACUAGCAUGGUUUGUAUUUAAAACUCUUGCACAAAUUGUAAUGUGAUACUGUGAAACAAAUUUAAAACAUUGCCUCUUUGCAUCACAUACCUCGUUUUUCAGAAACUUUUCAAAUUACUUGUAGACCUUUACAAGUAGGAAUGUUUUCUGAAGCAGAAUUUAAAGUGGACAGCAUUUAUAGAAUUCACAGUUUAAAAUCUAGGCUUGGGAGGCUAGGAAUGUGUGGUUUCUUCUUUGGGCCUUGAAAGUAUAUCUAUAAUCUCUUUAUAAAUUUUGUCAACCAAUAACCUAUUUUUUUCUCUGCAGUUUUUUCUGUAUUUCUGUUUUCUUUAUGUUUUGAGGUUAUUUCUGUGUGUUUUUUGAAGCGUCCUUACAGUGUUGCAUUGCAGAGGGGAUGAAAAAACAAAAAAAGUCAACUUUUGUGAGAGAUGUUCGUGUAAUUUAUUUUUGAGAGCUUUUUUGAAUAUCUAAGAUUUCCUGCCGCUUUUGGACAAUCUUCUGUUUUUAUAUAGAAAUAUGUGUUACUUGAAAACAUGACAUAGAACUUUGAGUUGGCAACUUACUUGUGCCGUAUGAUAUAUAGAAGUACAACACACUGUGGUUAAUUCUGCAGCAGAUUUAUUCUUUUGAUCUGCAUAACAGUUGAUCCUUUUGCUAUAACAAUUUAUAUUGAGGGUGUGAUCUAAGUAUAGUGUAUCAAUGUCAAGGUUUAGAAUUUGCUAUGGGAGUAGAAUAUAUAUUACAUUUUGUAUGAAGAACUAUUUGUUUAAAUUAUAUAGCUGGGAUAUUUUGCCACUUUUAAAAUGAUUUCAGAAGAGGUCCUAGAAAUCUAAGAUUAGUAAUAUGUAUGGGUAUAUGUUUAGAUAUUUAAGGUACAUUUGCAUAGUAUGAUAAUACAAGUAAAAGGCACAAUGGGUACUAAAGAAUUAAAAUAUAGUUUCACACAUGCCAGUCCCACUUUAACCUUGUUUUGCAUUUGAAGAAUGUAUGUAGCACUUUCCUAUAUAUUUUUUACACAUUGAAAAUUGUAUUUGGUAUAACUAUGUUAUAGGAAAGUAGAAAUUGUAUUCUUUAUUGUCCAUCUUUGUUUUCUGUUAUCCUACAAAGUUGAUACUUAAGCAUCAAGCUGAUUUCAUUGGUGCAUGAGAAAAGUUGAUGUGCUCUGCGAGGAAUCAGAUUCCCUAUGUGAAGCAAUUUAAAAUGGCAUUCAAUGUUCAGUGCUCAGGUAUGUAGUAAGUACUGUAGUCCUAUGGGGGCAAGUGUAUAGAUAUUUUAAAACAUUUUGCCAUAAUUGCACAAAAUUUUUUGCAUUUUUACCUGAUUGUUUCUUAUAAUAAAACAUUUUCUGAUUGGAAAUGUCUAUUGUAAACUGACCUCUGAUUAGUGAGUUUUGCAGAAUUAAAA
This is a messenger RNA of Talpa occidentalis (Iberian mole), 4781 nucleotides long. It is a transcript of the gene KBTBD8, whose product is annotated as kelch repeat and BTB domain containing 8. Gene Ontology annotation, biological process: neural crest cell development. Gene Ontology annotation, molecular function: protein binding. The coding region runs from base 97 to 1902 and encodes 601 amino acids. The record is from RefSeq and is a predicted model, not a curated record. NCBI's taxonomy places the organism in Eukaryota, Metazoa, Chordata, Mammalia, Eulipotyphla, Talpidae. The transcript has 4 exons.